AUGUGCGGGCUACAAGCCUGGCUUAUUAAGAAAAGUUAUAUUCUAAUUGGUGGUAUAAUGUUUAAAGAAAUUGAAUCACGAUAUAAUCAAGAUGAAAAAGCAGAUUGGGAUGUAUUGUAUUCAAAAACAAUUGAGAAUAUAUAUCAAGAUACAUUAAACACUUUUAAUCAUCAAUUGAAUAUUUCAUUUGAACGGCAAUAUUCUCGUUGGGAACAACAACAAAAUGAUACAUGGAAAAUCAUAAUUGACGAUUCACAUUUUGGUAAAAAAAUUCAUCAUCAAUUGCAUUUAUUAUUAAAUAUCAGUGAUAGUGAAUCAAAACUAAAAUGGUCAUAUGCAUCGGCAUUAUUAUUUUCGGCUACACUUAUUACCACAGUCGGUUAUGGAAAUAUUACUCCAAAAACAAUAUUGGGAAAAGUUAUAACGUGUUUCUAUGCUCUCAUUGGUAUCCCAAUUGUGGUUGUAUGGCUCAACAAUAUGAGUGAUCAAUUGGCCUGCAUAUUUCUAAGAUAUUAUUCAGAAGUUAAACAAAAAUGGUAUCGUCUCAAAUUGAGAAUGAAACUUAAGAAUAAGAAAAGAAUUAGUCAAGAACAUUUGUCAAACGACUCACAUAAAAUCGAACAUGUUUCAUUACGUGUUGUAUUUUUUGUAUGGACAUUCUAUAUUUUAUGUAGUGCACUGUUGUUUGCUUCUUGGGAAGGUUGGUCAUUCAUUGAUGGCGCCUAUUUUUCAUUUAUAACAUUUUCAACAAUUGGAUUUGGUGAUCUUGUUCCGGGUGAUAAUACUAUAACACCACAUAAAUCGGGCCGUACGAUAUUAUGUCUAAUCUAUUUAUUUUUUGGUUUAAUAUUGACAUCAAUGUGUCUUAGAUUAAUUCAAGAUGAUUUUAGUAAAAAGCUAAAUUUAAUAAAAAGCUGA
Molecule: messenger RNA, 918 nt
Organism: Didymodactylos carnosus
Lineage: Eukaryota; Metazoa; Rotifera; Eurotatoria; Philodinida; Philodinidae
Source: the annotation of a GenBank genome assembly